AUGGCGACUUGUCUGCCUGGAGGCGCUCCUCCCCUGGAUCUAGAGAGGAUCGAUAGGAGCAUGACGUAUCAGCCCUCUCAGCGGGUCACCAUCUCCUGCGGCACCGUCUGCCUCGAUUUCGAGCAAUCGCCGGCAAAGGUCAUUAUUAUUUACAACAAGAAGCUCGACAUCUACCAGCUGCCCAAGGGACGCAAGAAUAUCGGCGAGGGCUUGGAAGAUGCCGCCAUGCGCGAGACGUGGGAGGAGACGGGCGUCACACCGCGCCCUCUGCCCUUGAAAGUCGCCACGAGAUCAACCCUGCCCUCAAAGAUGAAGGACACGCCAGAGAUAUCCUCCACAGAAGACUCGGACUCGUCUGCUGAUGAGGGCCCCAUAGAUCCGGGUUUGACGACGACUCUGCCCAAUAAUGAGUUCAUCGCUACGGUUCACUACCUGGACCUGCAGGCGGCGACCCCCGAUACCGAGAAGACGGUGUUCUUUUUCGCUGCCGCUGCGGACUCGACCCAGCCGUUUGGAAGCCACGGCCAGGAAGACCACGAGAAGCUGAGGGCCGAGUGGGUUGAUAUCGACAUGGCACUGGACCUGCUGCGUUUUGAGGCAGAGAAGAACGUCGUCAGGAAGGCUGUUCAGGAUGCAUCCAGGACGGGUUACCGGGCCUGA
Messenger RNA from Thyridium curvatum, 660 nucleotides. RefSeq lists its product as uncharacterized. NCBI's taxonomy places the organism in Eukaryota, Fungi, Ascomycota, Sordariomycetes, Thyridiales, Thyridiaceae. Bases 1 to 660 code for a protein of 219 amino acids. The transcript has a single exon. Gene Ontology annotation, biological process: AMP biosynthetic process; ATP biosynthetic process. Gene Ontology annotation, molecular function: bis(5'-nucleosyl)-tetraphosphatase (asymmetrical) activity. The record is from RefSeq and is a predicted model, not a curated record.